Messenger RNA from Racocetra fulgida, 159 nucleotides. The record is from the annotation of a GenBank genome assembly. NCBI's taxonomy places the organism in Eukaryota, Fungi, Glomeromycota, Glomeromycetes, Diversisporales, Gigasporaceae.
CCUAUGCAAAAGUUCAUGGUGACUAUGAAAGUAUCCAUGGUGGUGAGACUGGUCAAGGAAUAGAAGAUCUGACGGGUGGUGUCUACACUUUAAUAUUCGUUUCUGACAUUUUAGAUAAAGAGAAAUUUUGGAAUGAAGAAUUAAAAUAUGUUAAUGAUG